This is a messenger RNA of Vitis riparia (riverbank grape), 532 nucleotides long. Its product is annotated as putative disease resistance protein RGA4. The record is from RefSeq and is a predicted model, not a curated record. Bases 39 to 374 code for a protein of 111 amino acids. NCBI's taxonomy places the organism in Eukaryota, Viridiplantae, Streptophyta, Magnoliopsida, Vitales, Vitaceae. The transcript has 2 exons.
UCAUUCAUUUCUCAAUUCUGCCCAAUUCAUCACACAGCAUGGCUGAUGCCCUUGUUUCCAUUGUCUUGGAGCGGUUGGCUUUAGUAAUCCAACAGCAGAUUCAACAAGAGUUGAGACUGGUUGUGGGUGCUGAAAAUGACACCCAAAAGCUCACCAACACACUCAAGAACAUCCGAGCAGUUCUUGUGGAUGCAGAGAAGAGACAAGUUAAGGAUGAAGCUGUAAAAAUUUGGCUAAAAGAUCUCAAAGGAUUGGCAUAUGACAUGGACAACGUGCUGGAUGAAUGGAGCUCAUCAAUUCUCAAAGUCCAAAUUCAGGGAGUUGACAAUACUCUCACUCACAAGAAGAAGUGUUUCCAAAAGAUCAUGUCAUAAAGCGGGAUAAUUUGAUCAAGUUGUGGAUGGCCCAGAGUUACCUCAGCCCUAGAAGUAAAGAGAUGGAGACCAUAGGUCAUGAGUACUUUGAAAGCUUAGCAAUGCGCUCUCUUUUCCAAGAUUUUGUAAAAGACAAUGAUGGAAAUAUAAUAGUGUAA